CUAAUAUUGUUCACGUUCUUCUCUAAGCAGGUCCUCGUCUCCAGUCUGCCCCAGAGAGUUUUAGGAUGGAUGAAGCCGUAGAGCUUUCCAGUGAUGGAAACUCCCUGAUCAAAGCGGUCUAUCAAAGCCGGCUGCGCCUGACCCGGCUCUUGUUGGAAGGGGGAGCCUACAUCAACGAGAGUAACGAUCGAGGGGAAACCCCUUUAAUGAUCGCCUGUAAGACCAAGCAUAUCGACCACCAGAGUGUCAGCAAGGUCAAAAUGGUCAAGUAUCUGCUGGAAAAUAAUGCCGACCCGAACAUCCAAGACAAGACUGGGAAAACGGCCUUGAUGCACGCUUGCUUGGAAAAGGCGGGCCCUGACAUAGUCUCUUUACUGAUCAAAAGCGGAGCUGAUUUGAGUCUCCAAGACCACUCUGGUUACUCGGCUCUAGUUUACGCCAUCAAUUCAGAGGACCGAGACACCUUGAAGGUUCUGCUCAAUGCGUGCAAGGCCAAAGGGAAAGAAGUCAUCAUAAUCACCACAGCCAAAUCUCCCUCGGGGAGACACACCACCAAGCAGUACUUGAAUGUGCCCCCCGGGGACAUGGAGGGAUUUCAUUCUCCCACCUCCUGCACCACCCCUUCGGAAAUCGAGAUUAAAACGGCUUCCUCUCCCCGCUCCAACUCCUCUGAAAUGGAUAAAGGUCUUUUCGGCUUUAAAGAUCUGGAUCUUUCAGGUAGCAGUGACGACGCUUCAGAACCAAGUUCCCCUACUAAAAGACCGGCCGCAGUUCCUAGUGGACCUAAGCUGGGCCAGGCACAACACCUGCAUUCCGAUCCUUGGAUAAAGAGCUCUCCUUCACUGUUGCACCUGGGUAAAGUGGCCUCUUUACAAGAAGAGCUCCAGGAUAUUACCCCGGAGGAAGAAUUCUCUCUGAAAACAAACGGGCUAGCCUUAUCCAAGCGGUACAUCACCCGCCAUCAGAGUAUUGACGUGAAAGACGCGGCCCAUUUGUUAAAGGCCUUCGAACAGGUUGGAUCCAGGAAGCUGUCUUACGAUGAGAUCCUUUCGCAGCCCCUCUUUUCGGAAGGAAGCCAUCCUUGCAAUGACGUCCCGGUAGACCAGGACCCGGAGUCAACAGCCCAGACCAUGUUUGUUUCCACCCUGAAAAAUAUCGUCCAAAAGAGAACCUCGGGGGCAAAUCACUAUAGUUCUGAUUCACAGCUCACUACCAGUCUCACUCCAACUGCGGAAGAUGGAAAAACAUUUGUAGGAAAGAAAAAAAUCCUCUCCCCAUCGCCGCCAGGGCUGACGGGCUCCAAGGAAUUGCCAGAGAACGGGCCUCUGGGGCCCCUGAGCAGGCGAAAUCACGCGAUGCUGGAAAGACGGGGUUCAGGGGCCUUCCCGCUGGAUCACACUUCCCAAAGCCGGCCAGGGUUUCUUCCCCCCUUAAAUGUGAAUUCGCAUCCUCCUCUGCUGGAUAUCGGCGUUAGCAACAAGAUUUCCAGUCUCUUUUCUUGUGGACAAAAGAUGCUCAUGCCAACAGUCCCUACGUUCCCCAAAGAGUUCAAAAGCAAGAAAAUGUUGUUAAGGAGACAAUCAUUACAAACGGAACAAAUUAAACAAUUAGUAAAUUUUUAA
Molecule: messenger RNA, 1622 nt
Organism: Gracilinanus agilis (Agile Gracile Mouse Opossum)
Lineage: Eukaryota; Metazoa; Chordata; Mammalia; Didelphimorphia; Didelphidae
Gene: ANKRD34B
Product: ankyrin repeat domain 34B
Exons: 1
Coding region: 66-1622 (518 amino acids)
Molecular function (GO): protein binding
Source: RefSeq, a predicted model, not a curated record